AUGAGUUCCAAAGAGAGUGAGCUUGAGAAAGGAGUCCAAGUGCAGAAUCCCAUUGAGAUUGAAGAAACUCCAACCCAGAAAUCAAAUUCGUUUGCCGAAGCUUUUAGAGCUUUAUUUGUUUGGUACCCGUCAACUUUAGAUAAAGCUGAGAGAAAAUUAUUAGCCAAGCUAGAUCUUUCAAUUCUUCUUUAUGCUUGUUUAUCAUAUUUUGUCAAGACUCUUGACACCAAGAAUUUGAGUAAUGCUUAUGUUUCCGGUAUGAAAGAAGAUUUAGGUAUGAAAGGUAACGAAUUAAAUUGGUUAAAUAUUACAUACCAGAUGGGUUAUGUUGUUGGUCAGAUCCCAUUAACUUUGUUGUUAACACGCCCAAAGAUCUCAAAAUAUGUGUUACCAACGCUUGAAAUUAUUUAUGGGGUUUUAACUAUAUUACAGUCAAGAGUUACCACAAUUGAUCAUCUUUAUGUUUUAAGAUUCUUUUCAGCUUUCUUUGAAGCACCAACCUACGCAGCGACCCAUUAUGUGCUUUCGAUUACAGAGCCUACUAAAACAGCUUCUGGUUCCAUUAUUAAACCCCAACUCUAUGCUAGAACGGCAGUUUAUUUCAUGAGUUAUUCAGCAGGUAAUAUGAUCUCUGGUCACUUACAAGCUGCUGCUUACACAAAUUUAAGUGGUGUUCAUGGCCAUAGUGGAUGGCAAUGGCUAUUCAUUAUUGAUGGUAUUUUUACUUUAGGUGUCAGUCUAAUCGGAUUUGCUUUAUUCCCGGGUAUUCCCGAAUCAGGAAAACCUUUAUUAUUAACUGAAAAUGAAUUCAGUUUAGUUAAAGAAAGGUUGAAUCAAAAUGGUAUUAAAAAAACCAAAAAGAUCAAUUUGAACUUGAUCAAGAGAACAUUCACUGAUUGGAAAUGGUACUUUUUUGUAUUUAAUUAUACCAUCAUGGUUAUUGUCUGGUAUCCAAUUGCAUAUUUUAAUUUAUGGCUAAAAGCACAAAAUGGGAAAUACACCAUUGAUCAAAUUAACCAGUACCCAACAGUGUGUGAUGCUAUUGGUAUUUUUGUCUCUUUUUUUGGUGUUGCAUUAGCAGCCACAUAUCCGCAUUGGAUAUUGUACUCUAUAAGUACACUUGGUCCAUUAGUUGGGACAUUAAUAAUGAGUAUUUAUAACGUCCCUGAUGGUGCUGUUUUCUUUGCCUUUUAUAUAAGUUAUUUGAUUAAUGUUGAUAGUCCAUUGUUAUAUGCAUUUGUUGGUGUGGUAUUAAAACAUGAUUCAGAACAGAAGGCUUUCAUUGUUGGAUCAAUGAUGACAGUCGCUCAAUUCACAAAUAAUUGGUUAGCAUUAGCUAUUUUCCCAACUUCUGCAAAGAAUCACCAUAGAGCAGCUCCUGAAUGGAACAUUGGUUGGCCAAUUUGUGUUGUUUUAUCUGCUAUUAUGAUUUUCACUUAUGUGUUCUUUACUUGGUUACAUGAAAAGGAAAAGAAACAAGGUAAAGCUUUCAAAAACCUUGAUGAAAUUGAAAAGAUUGAAGAGAGUUCAAAUAGCGAUGAUGGUGAGUCCUUAUCAAGUGUUAGAAAGAGAUCUUAUAAAACUGAUGUCAAUGAGGUUCAUUCUAACUGA
Hansenula ciferrii is the source of this 1611-nucleotide messenger RNA. Its product is annotated as putative transporter SEO1. Gene Ontology annotation, cellular component: membrane. The transcript has 2 exons. Gene Ontology annotation, molecular function: transmembrane transporter activity. NCBI's taxonomy places the organism in Eukaryota, Fungi, Ascomycota, Saccharomycetes, Phaffomycetales, Wickerhamomycetaceae. The record is from RefSeq and is a predicted model, not a curated record. Gene Ontology annotation, biological process: transmembrane transport. The coding region runs from base 1 to 1611 and encodes 536 amino acids.